GGUGGAAAUGGACUUGGUUUAGGUGCAAUAGGAUUUGAUUGGAAUGCUUGUAUUGCCUUUUUUGGUUCACCUAUUCUUGUUCCAUUCUGGACUCAUGUAAAUCUAUUGGUUGGAUUUAUAGUUGUUAUUUGGAUUGUAACACCAAUUAUUUAUUAUUCAAAUACAUGGGAUUCAAAAAAAAUGCCAAUUAUUUCAAAUAGAGCUUUUGAUAUCAAUGGUGAUUUUUAUGAUUCGAUGAAAGUUUUAAAUAAAAAUUUACUUUUAAAUGAAACAGCCUAUCAAAUUUAUGGUAAUAUUUAUUAUUAUUUUUAUAUCAAGAAUAAAUUAAAUAUUUGA
Rotaria sp. Silwood2 is the source of this 336-nucleotide messenger RNA. Lineage: Eukaryota; Metazoa; Rotifera; Eurotatoria; Philodinida; Philodinidae. The record is from the annotation of a GenBank genome assembly.